Molecule: messenger RNA, 2497 nt
Organism: Chelonus insularis
Lineage: Eukaryota; Metazoa; Arthropoda; Insecta; Hymenoptera; Braconidae
Product: beta-1,4-glucuronyltransferase 1
Exons: 5
Coding region: 1114-2454 (446 amino acids)
Biological process (GO): protein O-linked glycosylation via mannose
Cellular component (GO): Golgi apparatus
Molecular function (GO): glucuronosyltransferase activity
Source: RefSeq, a predicted model, not a curated record
AGAUGGCAUGAUGGGGUGUACUAUUGCUUUGUAUUUCGAAGGGUAGUCAGAGGUUGGUAGUUUGUAACGACUUUCGGGUAGCAAUAGUGACAGAAUAAACAAUGAGUGAAAUAAAAUUUACAAAAUAGUUAAAUGAUCAUUAAUGUGUUGAAAAUGUGUGUUUCAUAUAUUUUAUAAUCCUUUAUUUAAUUUUUUAUCGUAAUGAAAAAUAAUUUAUUUUAAAUCAAAUUAUGGAAAAGGGUAGUUGAAUUGUAGAUAUCUUUUAUAAAUAAGAAUAUUUUAUUUUUUUAAUAAUUUAUAUUUUAUAAAUAACCAAAAAUGAAGAUUGUUUUUAAUAAAUACAAUUAUUUGUUAUGGUAAUGAUACCCAAAGAAAGCUGACCAUUUGAAAUUAUUUAGAAGCAAGCGAAGUGAUCAAUUAUUUGAUAUUGGGGUCAGUCAAUUAAUUUCUACAAGAUUGAUUUUAGAAUUCAAUCAAAAAUAUACUUUAAUAUCAACGUUCAGGCAUUCGCUACAAAUUGAAUUUUCUAAAAUAAAUUAACUGGCCUAAAAUAAUAAAAUCAUACUCAAGUUAUUUAUCUAGAAUGCGUUCCAGGAUGCAUGAAAGCAGAAAAUUUUUUUAUUGCUUUUAGAGAUUUUUUCUAACUAAAUUUUGAUUACAAAGUAAGUGCUUAAUUCAAUUAAAAUUUUUUUAAUUAUUUUAAAGUAAUUUAGAAAUAAAAUUUGGAGAAGUAAAUACCGUUCUUGCAUGUUUUUUUUGAUACUCAUAUUAUUAAAAUAGUAUUGAUGAAAUCGAUUAGCUGAACAAAAAUGCGGUAUCUAUGUAAAAAUGUAUUUUUACUCAUAUGACAGGGUAAAAUUAAAACGGUGUCUUUGACAGAGGAGUUAUACAAUUGGGUUUCUGGAUGAUGAUCAAUUCGCGAUCAGAAAUCGCAUGUGGUUUCAGCGGGUUGGAGCACCUUUGCACAUUAUCGCAGAACGAACAUCUAAUAGUACCAAUCGAAUUAUUAUUUGCAGUAAAAACCUGUAAGACAUUAUCUUCCCAUUCAUUUUGAAAUACUAUUCAUCAAAUAAUUUUUACACUGGCCUCACGAUAUCAUUAGUUAGUUUUAAGAUGAAUCAUCGCUCGCGAUAUUUCAGCUUAUUGAUUGUUAUGGUUCUUUCGUUAACUAAUAUAUUAUUUACUUUUCUCUUGCUUCAAUCAAAGACAUGCACAUUAACAAAUACGCCUCUAGAAGUCUUAAAACCUGACACUGCUACACAUUGGAAUAAUAAUUUACAACAGCAAGAAGAACUAACAGUUCAAUGUAUGUCACAAAAUUAUGAUUCAUUUGCUGAUGAAAAUGUCCUCAAUCUAAAUAUUCAUCUAGGAAAAUGGGAUAAUCGUCGACUUUAUAAGAGUUUUGAUUCCGUUUUGAUAGGCACUAAAUUUUUGGAAUUAUCUGAAUCAAAUGCAGUCUGUUUAGCGACGCAAUCAUCUUUAGAAAAAAUUUACUCUUUAGUCCAAGUAGCUCAUCAUUGGACUGGGCCUAUAUCAGUUGCUAUAUAUGCAGCUGGUGAUGAAGAAUUUGAAGCUUUACAAAAAUACCUUAUUUUUCUUCGAAAAUGUUACAUGCCUAUUUUUGAGAGAAUUAAUUUUUCUCUUACUGUGCCUAAACAAAAAUCGCCUACUAAACAACCCCAAAAUUUUGAUGUUUUAAAUUAUGACUGCACAAGACCAGAAGCUACACUAUCUAAUCUUGUAAGCCAAAUUUCUGAAGAACAUACAAACUGGCGUUUGAGAAAUGUAUAUCCACAGAACCACAUGCGAAACUUGGCUCGAAAAAAUUGCCAAACAGAUUGGGUAUUUUUGACUGAUAUUGAUAUAAUACCAAGUAUAGGUCUUGCUAGCUCACUUAAUCAAUUUCUUCGUGAUACUGAAAAAUGUGAUAAAUGUGCUUAUGUCGUACCAACAUAUGAAAUAGAUACUCGGGUCAAGUUUCCAUCAAACAAAUCAGAAUUGAUGAGACUAACACGGAAAGGAUUAGCACGACCAUUCCAUUGGAAAGUUUUUAUUCAUAAUCAGUAUGCAACUAAUUUCACCAGAUGGGUGCUAGAUGUUUCACCAGGGUCCAAAGAAUAUGAAAAUAUACUAGCUGGAAAGACUUACAUUAGUCACAACGUCACUAAUUUUGAAUUUCUAUAUGAACCUUUCUAUGUAUCUAAGGACAUCGCACCAGCUCAUGAUGAAAGAUUUUUAGGAUAUGGUUACACUAGAAACACUCAGGUUUAUGAAAUGUUUAUUGCUGGCUAUCAAUUCAAAGUUCUAUCUCCAGUGUUUACUGUUCACUGGGGUUUACAAAGCAGAAGAAAUCGUUCAGUGUGGCGUGAACGACAAAACAUUCUAAAUCGUCGUCAGUUUGAGCAGUUUAAGAAGGAAAUUUAUACAAAAUAUCUUCAUAAAACUUCAAAAUAAAAACAUCAUAUAAACUCUAAUAAAUUUGUAAUGUCUAAAUGAA